ACGACAACAAUUGAUAAUUGACGUCGCGUAUAUCGCAUCUAUUGAUCUUAAGAUUGGACAGACAGUUUGUUUCUUUCGUUCCAGUGUGUAUUAUUUGUAUCGAAAAAAUGGGCCGAAAAGAUGACGAAACUGAUUCGCCCGGCAAAUCCGAUGAAAAUAACGGUGAUGAUUAUGAUGAUAACGACAAGAUGAUGAUGUCAAAUGAACAAGAUGAUACCGAUAUGGAUGAACAACAAUAUCAACAACAACAUCAAUCUGAAGGAAAUGAUGAUCAAAAUUAUGAUGAUGAUAAUGCAUCUGCUGCAACCGAAACCGAAAUGAAUGAUGCAGAUGAUCCAGAAUAUGAAGCAGAUUUACGAUCACAUGGUAAAAGAAAAACACGUGCCGGUGGUAGUGGUAAAGAUUCAUCAUCAUCAUCAAGCCGGCGAAGUAAAAAGAAAAAACGUAAGAAAAGUCAACCCGAAUAUGAUCAAGAUUAUGAUAAUGAUGAUGAUGUUGAUGAUGAUGACGGCGGUAGAUAUGGUGAAGAAGAAUCAUAUCAAUUAACAAUGGCAUCCGGUAAAACGUCAUCAAUCUCAACUCGAAAAGAUAGUAAAAAAGAACGUUCACAAAAAAGUGUUUCCGAAAUCUGCGAUGAUCUCAACAUUGAAGAUAUCGACUAUGAAUUCACUGAAGCUGAUUAUCAAAAUUUGACUAGUUAUAAAAUAUUCUCCAACCAUUUACGACCAUUGAUCGCGAAUAAAAAUCCGAAAAUACCGAUGAGUAAAAUGGUCGUACUAAUUUCAGCUAAAUGGCGUGAAUUCUGUCAAAAUGAUCUAUUUCAACAACAACCAAUUCUGCCAAUGAUAAUUUCCACAGAUGAAAGUGGUGAAACACGGGGCAAAUGUCGAAAAUCAAAAUCUGGCAAAGGUUUAGUACCUUCGAUUAAAAUAAAGCUUAGUAAUAUUAGUAAACGAAAACGUGCAAACAGUUCGGAAGAAGAAGAAGAUAGUCCUGGUGAAAUGAAUAAAAGUGAUGAAGAAUUUGAGGCCGCUUUAGAAGAAGCUCAAAUGCCAUCACCAUCAGCAAAAGAUAGGAAAAAAUCAAAGAAAAAGAUGAAAAAACGUAAAAAGACAAAAACAACCGAUAGUUUUCCAGGUCAUGAUUCGGAAGAAAAUGGAUAUGAAACUGAUCACCAAGAUUAUUGUGAAGUUUGUCAACAAGGCGGCGAAAUCAUUCUUUGUGAUACCUGCCCACGAGCCUAUCAUUUAGUCUGUUUGGAGCCUGAAUUAGAAGAAGCACCGGAAGGAAAAUGGAGUUGUCCACAUUGUGAAGGGGAAGGUAUUCAAGAUCAGGAAAACGAUGAAUCCCUCGAACAAACAACCAAUGAUCAUCAUAUGGAAUUCUGUCGCAUUUGUAAAGAUGGUGGGGAAUUACUUUGUUGUGAUGCAUGUCCAUUAGCCUAUCAUACAUAUUGCCUGAGCCCACCGUUAGAAGAUGUACCAGAUGGAGAAUGGCGUUGUCCACGUUGUUCUGUCGAACCAUUAAAAGGAAAGGUGGCUAAAAUUCUUCAUUGGCGUUGGGUGGAAAAGCCAAAGAAACAACGAACAAAAAUGAUUGAAACUAAAACUGACAAUGAAACAUCCGAAACAGUAGAGCAAAAACAGGAAGAGCAUUUAUCGAUAAAGGCUGAACCAGAGCCAACACCAUCAACUUCUAAAGAUCCACCACCGCCACCAGCACCCUCAAUGACUUCACAAAAAUUGCAAAAAGAACGAGAAUUUUUUGUUAAAUGGCAUGAUAUGAGUUAUUGGCAUUGUAGUUGGAUUAGUGAACUUCAACUUGAAGUUUUUCAUUCAUCUUUAUAUCGAAACUAUUGUCGUAAAAAUGAUAUGGAUGAGCCACCCCCAUUAGAUGAUGGAUCAAGUUAUGGCGAACCCUUAUCAAUCAGAGAAGAAAUUAGUGAAACCAUUAAUAAUGGCAAACCACCCGAAGAAAUUACUGCAGCGACUGGUAUGAAACGAAAAAAACUUCGCCGCAAUGAUCGAAGUGAUGUCAAUCUUGAAGAACGAUUUUAUCGAUACGGUAUACGACCAGAUUGGCUCAACAUACAUCGAAUUAUUAAUCACAAAGUUUUACGUGAUGGCCGUUAUAUGUAUCUGGUGAAAUGGCGUGAUCUACCCUAUGAUCAAAGUUCGUGGGAAUUUGAAGAAUCAAUAGAAUUUCAAAUUCCAGACAUGAAAAAAGCUAUUGAUGAUUAUUGGGAUUUAAGACAAGUAGCAGAAAUAACUGCUGGUAAAUCCAAAAAUCAAAAACUUCGUGGUCGUAGUAAAAAGCGAAGUGAAAGUUCAAAAGAAGAAACGGGUGAUGGCCAACAACUGCAACCUCGACGCUAUAGUCCACCUCCUGAAAAACCUAUUGUUGAUCCAAAAAAGAAAUAUGAACGACAGCCUGAAUAUAUUGAUCAUACUGGAAUGGAACUUCAUCCAUAUCAGCUUGAAGGUAUCAAUUGGUUACGAUAUUCAUGGUCUCAUCACACUGAUACGAUUUUGGCCGAUGAAAUGGGUCUUGGCAAAACCAUCCAAACAAUCGUAUUUCUAUAUUCACUGUACAAAGAAGGUCAUUGUCGUGGACCGUUUCUUGUAUCGGCACCAUUAUCGACUAUAAUCAAUUGGGAACGUGAAUUCGAAGUAUGGGCACCUGAUUUCUAUGUUGUCACAUACAUCGGAGAUAAAGAUAGCCGAGCUGUGAUCCGUGAACAUGAACUCAGCUUUGAAGAUGGUGCCGUACGUAGUGGAUCGAAAGCAUCUCGAAUGCGUAAAGAUAUUCCUAUUAAAUUUCAUGUAUUGCUCACAUCCUAUGAAUUGAAUUGUAUCGAUGCAGCUACAUUAAGCUCGAUUGAAUGGCAAAUAUUGGUCGUGGAUGAGGCUCAUCGUCUGAAGAAUAAUCAAUCAAAAUAUUUUCGUGUAUUGAAUACGUACAAAAUUAAUUACAAACUUUUGCUAACUGGUACACCAUUACAGAAUAAUUUAGAAGAAUUGUUUCAUCUUUUGAACUUUUUAAGUUCUGAAAAUUUCAAUGACAUGCAAGGAUUUCUCAAUGAAUUUGCCGAUCUUUCUAAAGAAGAUCAAGUGAAAAAGUUACAUGAUCUACUCGGGCCUCAUCUUCUUCGUCGUUUGAAAGCCGAUGUCCUUAAAGGCAUACCCGCUAAAAGUGAAUUUAUCGUCCGUGUUGAUUUAGCAUCCAUGCAAAAAAAAUAUUACAAAUAUAUUCUUACGAGAAAUUUUGAAGCUCUUAAUGCCAAAGGUAGUGGACAUCAGGUUUCUCUCGUAAAUAUAAUGAUGGAUUUGAAAAAAUGCUGCAAUCAUCCCUACUUGUUUCCUGGUGCUGCUGUCGAAGCACCCAAAUUACCAAAUGGCCUUUAUGAAAUAAAUGCCUUGACCAAAGCAUGUGGGAAACUUAUCUUAUUACAAAAAAUGCUUCGUAAAUUAUAUGAUCAAGGCCACCGAGUUUUGAUUUUCUCGCAAAUGACUAAAAUGUUGGAUAUUCUAGAAGAUUUUCUCGAAGGCGAAGGCUAUAAAUAUGAACGCAUUGAUGGCGGUAUCACUGGUUCGCUUCGACAAGAGGCCAUUGAUCGUUUCAACGCACCGGGGGCUCAACAAUUUUGUUUCCUUUUGUCUACCCGUGCUGGUGGUCUUGGCAUCAAUUUGGCUACGGCCGAUACUGUCGUUAUUUAUGAUUCGGAUUGGAAUCCACAUAAUGAUAUCCAAGCAUUUAGCCGUGCUCAUCGUAUUGGCCAAUCAAACAAAGUGAUGAUCUAUCGGUUUGUCACUCGUGCAUCAGUCGAAGAACGUAUUACACAAGUGGCUAAAAAGAAAAUGAUGUUGACACAUUUGGUCGUUAGGCCUGGUAUGGGUAGUCGUAGCGCUGCUAUGUCCAAGCAAGAGCUCGAUGAUAUUCUUAGGUUCGGCACUGAAGAUUUAUUCAAAGAUGAAGAAAAUGCCGAAGAUAGUACAAUUCAUUAUGAUGAUAAAGCUAUCGAAGAAUUGCUUGAUCGAACUAAAGAAGGAAUCGAGCAGAAAGAACUAUGGGCCAAUGAAUAUCUGAGUUCAUUUAAAGUGGCAUCAUAUGUCACAAAAGAUGCAGAAGAUGAGGAGCCGGAAACUGAAAUUCUCAAGCAAGAUGUUGAAAGUGCUGAUCCAGCCUAUUGGGAAAAACUUCUUCGCCAUCAUUACGAACAACAACAAGAAGACCUGGCUCGAACAUUGGGCAAAGGCAAACGGCUCCGUAAACAAGUCAACUAUAAUGAUGCCAUGGGUGGUUCUCAAGAAGAUCAAAAUUGGCAGGAAAAUGUUUCCGAUUACAAUUCCGAUUUUUCUGUUCCUUCCGAUCAAGAUGAAGAUGAUGAAUAUGAUGAAAACAGAGAGGAGAAAUUUAUGCGCCGUAAAUAUCGUGAUCGUAAUGAUAAAGAUCGUCCAUUACCUCCAUUGUUGGCCAGGGUUGGUGGCAAUAUCGAAGUCUUGGGAUUCAAUGCUAGACAACGAAAAGCAUUCCUGAAUGCUAUAAUGCGAUAUGGAAUGCCACCACAAGAUGCAUUCAAUUCUCAAUGGCUUGUCCGUGAUCUUCGUGGUAAAUCAGAGAAGAAUUUUUGGGCAUAUGUUUCAUUGUUUAUGCGACAUCUAUGUGAACCCGGUCCAGACAAUGCCGAAACAUUUGCCGACGGUGUUCCUCGGGAAGGUAUCUCUAGGCAACAUGUACUCACUCGUAUCGGCGUCAUGUCGUUAAUUCGUAAAAAAGUCCAAGAAUUUGAACAUAUCAAUGGAUUCAUUUCAAUGGAAUUACCAGAAAUGAUGAUGCCUCCUCCACCUCCAAACAACAAUUCUGAUGAUCAUCCGCAAUCACAGACGAAUGGUAAAUUCGAAGAUUUAUUAGAAAAUCAAUCGGAAAAGACAAAGUCGAAAGAAAUCAAAGAUGAAGUUGUCGAUGAUCAUGAUGUUAAAGAUGAAAAAUUGACUGAAGAAAAAACAGAAGUUGAAAACGAAUCCGAUACGAUGAACAAAAAUGGUAACAGUGAUAAAGAAAAAGAUAAGGAGAAUAUCCCUACUGAUUUAUCCAGUAGUAUUAAGCCACAAAAUCAAACUGAUAUAAAAUCAUCGAAAAAAGAUGGUAAAGAUAAUGAAGUGCCGAGAUUCAUGUUCAACAUUGCUGACGGUGGUUUCACCGAACUUCAUUCUUUAUGGACAAACGAGGAAAAAGCUUCAUCCGGUCGUGAAUAUGAAAUCUGGCAUCGUCGACAUGAUUACUGGCUACUUACCGGCAUUAUUAAACAUGGAUAUGGCCGAUGGCAAGAUAUACAAAAUGACCCAGCCUUUGCUAUCAUAAAUGAGCCUUUCAAAAUGGAUGCAGGCAAAGGUAACUUUUUGGAAAUCAAAAACAAGUUCUUAGCACGGCGGUUUAAAUUGCUUGAACAAGCAUUGGUCAUUGAAGAACAAUUACGUCGUGCCGCAUAUCUGAAUUUAACUCAAGAUAUCAACCAUCCUGUCAUGGCAUUGAAUACUCGUUUUGCCGAAUUGGAUAGUUAUGUUGAAUCGCAUAAAGAUUUUGUAAAAGAUUGUAGCCAAAAACCAGUGAACGCUAUCAUGCAUAAAGUAUUGAACCAAUUGGAAGAAUUGCUUACGGACAUGAAAUCCGAUGCUAGCCGAUUACCAAAUGCAUUGGUUCGAAUUCCUUCCGUUUCGCAACGAUUACAGUUAUCCGAACGAGGGAUUCUGUCUCGAUUGACCACACAGCCGCAACCGUUCGUCGUCAAUAACCAUAUGGAUUUGGCUAAUCAAGGACCAGCAUUUAGUAAUCUAACUACGGCCGCAAAAUAAUAAUCAUCAUUUCUUAUAUUCUAUUGAUGACAACAAAAAUCUAGAAUUUUCCUUUGAUUUCCUUCAACAUCAACCAUUCACCCCACUUGUUUCCAUAUGUCAAUUUGGUCUCAUUUCCACUAUCACUUAUUUCUUUUAUCAUCCCUCCAUUCUCAUUGUGACCAUCAUCAUCUUUGGUUUUUAACUAUAUAAUUCAUAAUUCUUUAUUCUUGUACUAUGUAAAUUAUUAUCAAAAUUACACAAAUGAACACUACUUUUAAAAA
Molecule: messenger RNA, 6115 nt
Organism: Dermatophagoides pteronyssinus (European house dust mite)
Lineage: Eukaryota; Metazoa; Arthropoda; Arachnida; Sarcoptiformes; Pyroglyphidae
Product: chromodomain-helicase-DNA-binding protein 5-like
Biological process (GO): chromatin remodeling
Cellular component (GO): chromatin; nucleus
Molecular function (GO): ATP-dependent chromatin remodeler activity; DNA binding; chromatin binding
Source: RefSeq, a predicted model, not a curated record